AUGUCCGAUUUGGAAAGACCUCCCUUUCCUAUUGAGGCUGAAAAGGCCGAUCUAGAAAAGGUCGACCUUGAGACCUCUUCAGGCGAUGGCAAAGCCGACAGCUCGGGAAUCAUCAACAUUGAGCGUGCUCGGCUGCUGGCGAACCUGCCAGACCCCGACGCAGGCAAGAGUGAAGAGGAACGCCGCGAGAUUGAUAAGAAGCUUAUGUGGAAAGUUGACCUAUGGCUCAUUCCCUGGCUUUCUUUCCUCUAUCUACUAUCCUUCCUUGAUCGUACCAACAUUGGCAAUGCCCGUCUAGCUGGCCUCGAAGACAACCUCAACAUGAAAUCUGGAGACUACAAUAACUCUCUCACCAUCUUCUUCGUCAGCUAUGCCCUUGUUGAGCCUAUUACAAACGCCCUACUUAAGAAACUUACACCUCGAAUCUUCUUUAUAAUUGUUAUUAUCGCCUGGGGUACUAUUAUGACUCUUAUGAGUCUUGUACACAAUAAUUCUGGACUGCUUACAGCCCGGUUUUUCCUUGGUGUUGCUGAGGCUGGCCUAUUCCCAGGUGUUAACUAUUACCUUUCCUGCUGGUAUAAAAGUUCUGAGAUUGGUGUCCGGUCUUCCAUCUUCUUUUCAGCUGCUGCUCUAGCUGGCUCCUUUGGUGGUCUACUUGCAGCUGCUAUUGCCAAGAUGGACGGAAUCAGUGGCAAACCUGGCUGGGCCUGGAUUUUCAUCCUUGAAGGUCUAGCCACUGUUGUUGCUGGAGAUCGCAUCCGUGUCCAGCGCCGCAUUAUUAUGGACCGCCAGGGUCUUACCGCCGACGAUUUUGAUAAGAGGCACAUCUAUGCAGCUCUGAAAGACUGGAAGACAUAUGGAUAUAUGGUUAUCUAUAUGGGCUGCCUUACACCUCUUUAUGCUUUCUCCCUCUUCCUCCCUACUAUUCUCUGUGGUAUGGGCCACCAGGGCACUAAGGCUCAACUUCUCUCUGUCCCUCCAUAUGCUGUUGCUGCCGCUUUAACCAUCGCUGUUGGUUUCUAUGCUGACCGGUCCCGCCACCGUGGAUACUCAGUCUUCCUAGGAGCUGCAGGUAUUUACCCUACAAUUCCAAACACCUUAUCAUGGGUUAACAACAAUACUGAGGGCUCCUUAAAGCGCGCAUUUGUGUUGGGUAUGGUGGUGGGCUGGGGCAACCUGAAUGGUGUCACAUCAUCCAACAUAUACUUAACGCGCGAAAAUCCUCGCUUCUGGACUGGCCAUGGCGUUAUUCUUGGCUAUCAGGUCUUUUUCUUGCUUUCUGGGUCAGUUUUCAUGCAUUUUGCCCUCCGGAAGAUGAAUAAGGACCGCAGGGCUGGCAAGAUGGAUGAGGUAUGGAGCACCCUCACGGACGACCAGAAGUGGAUCCAGGGCGAUGUUCGCCCUGACUUCCGGUAUACUCUGUAA
Molecule: messenger RNA, 1425 nt
Organism: Scedosporium apiospermum
Lineage: Eukaryota; Fungi; Ascomycota; Sordariomycetes; Microascales; Microascaceae
Exons: 4
Coding region: 1-1425 (474 amino acids)
Biological process (GO): transmembrane transport
Cellular component (GO): membrane
Molecular function (GO): transmembrane transporter activity
Source: RefSeq, a predicted model, not a curated record